UACUUUCUUGAGAUACUACUCACUACAUAGAGAUCAUAUCUUAUCUUUAUAUUAAAGAAACAAAAACUUUCCUUUUUUGCCUCAGGUUCUUUUUAUAAAUAGGGAUUUGCUCUGCUUCUUCCACAUAUUUUUCUCUUAAGAGGAAGAAGAAUUUUGAGUACUUUUCUUGUUUAACAUGGAAGCUCCAUUGUCAACUUGGCCAUGGGAUAACUUGGGAUCUUUCAAGUAUUUACUUUAUGGACCAUUUGUUGCAAAAUGGUUAUACUCAAGAUCUCAAGAAGACAACAUCAAGGAAACAUGGUGUCUACAUAUUCUCAUAAUAUGUAUUCUUAGAUGCACCAUGUAUAGUGGCUGGAAUUCUUUCAGCAACAUGUUGUUCUUAACUCGAAAUCGAAUAAUAAUCAAGGAAGGUGUUGAUUUCAAGCAAGUUGACCAUGAAUGGGACUGGGAUAAUUUCAUAUUGCUCCAAGCUAUCAUGGGUUCAUUAGGUUUCUACAUGCUUCAAGACAUAGUCAAUCUUCCUUUAUGGGAUUUGAGAGGAUUCUUGGCUAUUUUAGUUCUCCACAUAGCAAUUUCAGAACCCCUUUAUUAUUUCUUGCAUAAAUGCUUUCAUGGAAGCUAUUUAUUCAACAAUUAUCAUUCACUUCAUCAUUCUUCACCUGUUCCCCAACCCGCUACAGCUGGUCAUGCUACACCUUUGGAGCACAUAAUAUUAGGUGCAAUAAUUGGAAUUCCAAUUCUUGGAUCUUGUCUCAUGGGAUAUGGAUCAUUAACUAUGAUUUAUGGUUAUGUGUUGAUAUUUGAUUGUCUAAGAUCUUUGGGACAUUGCAAUUUUGAAAUUAUUCCUCAUCAACUCUUUCAAGCAAUUCCUUUUCUCAAGUAUAUGAUCUACACCCCAACGUAUCACAGCCUACACCACACAGAGAAGGGGACCAAUUAUUGCCUCUUUAUGCCACUUUUUGAUGUGUUAGGGAACACACUUAACCCUAAAUCAUGGGAGAUGCACACAAAAAUAAGUGUUGAAUCAGGUAAAAAUGGGAGGGUGCCGGAUUUUGUAUUUUUGGCACAUGUAGUGGACAUGACUUCUUCAAUGCAUGGAGUAUUUGUAUUCAGAUCAUUUGCUUCAACUCCAUUUUGCACAAGGCUCUUCUUGCUUCCCUUCUUGCCCAUUGCUUUUGUGACUAUGUUCUUUAUGUGGGCAUACUCUAAGGUCUUUUUGGCCGCUUUUUAUAACUUGAGGGGUCGAUUGCAUCAAACUUGGGUGGUUCCUCGCUUUGGUUUCCAGUAUUUCUUGCCAUUUGCAGCUGAAGGUAUUAAUAACCAAAUAGAGCAGGCAAUUCUCAGAGCCGAUAAAUUGGGUGUCAAAGUUAUCAGUCUUGCCGCAUUGAACAAGAAUGAGGCACUAAAUGGAGGAGGGACAUUAUUCGUGGACAAACAUCCUAACCUUAAAGUGAGAGUUGUUCAUGGAAAUACAUUAACAGCAGCAGUUAUACUUAAAGAAAUUCCAGAUGAAGUAAAAGAGGUUUUCUUAAGUGGAGCCACUUCUAAACUUGGUAGAGUUAUUGCUCUUUACCUUUGUAGAAGACAAGUUCGUGUUCUUAUGUUAACUACGUCAACUGAAAGAUUUCAAAAGAUACAAAAGGAAGCUCCUGUUGAAUAUCAGAAAUACCUAGUCCAGGUGACAAAGUAUCAAGCUGCCAAAAACUGCAAGACAUGGAUAGUUGGAAAAUGGAUUACACCAAGAGAGCAAAGUUAUGCGCCAUCAGGAACUCAUUUUCACCAAUUUGUGGUUCCUCCAAUUUUGGCAUUUAGAAGAGAUUGUACUUAUGGUGAUCUUGCAGCUAUGAGAUUACCUGAAGAUGUUCAAGGAGUUUCUUCUUGUGAGUAUACAAUGGAGAGAGGGGUAGUCCAUGCAUGCCAUGCUGGAGGGGUGGUGCAUUCAUUAGAAGGAUGGACACAUCAUGAAGUUGGGGCUAUUGAUGUAAACAGAAUUGACUUAGUUUGGGAAGCAGCUAUGAAACAUGGUUUUAAGCCAGUGUCAUUUCUCAAAAAGACAGAUUAAUUAAUUAUUUCCAAUUGUGAAAUCAUGAAAAAGCCCCCAAUAGCCACACAAAAAAUAAAUACUAGACAAAAAAAGAUUCUUGGAAUUCUCUCUUAUAGUGAGAAAGAAAGAGAGAGACAGACAGAAAAAAAGGGGUUGUCUUAGAAUUCAUUAAUUUACUCAAUUCAAAGAGAGAAUUUUUAUGAUUUAUAAAUGCAUAUAUAGAUUGUUAUAUUAUACAUGAGAUACUAAAUCUUUGAAUUCCAAAUUUUUUGUUGCCCA
Lycium barbarum (goji berry) is the source of this 2323-nucleotide messenger RNA. Its product is annotated as very-long-chain aldehyde decarbonylase CER3-like. Gene Ontology annotation, molecular function: iron ion binding; oxidoreductase activity. Gene Ontology annotation, biological process: lipid biosynthetic process. The record is from RefSeq and is a predicted model, not a curated record. NCBI's taxonomy places the organism in Eukaryota, Viridiplantae, Streptophyta, Magnoliopsida, Solanales, Solanaceae. Bases 176 to 2062 code for a protein of 628 amino acids. The transcript has 11 exons.